AUGGCGUCGACCGACCCCGAUCCGCUGUUGAUGCUGCGGCAGUCAAUUGGCGCGAACAGCAGCAUGAUCCCAACCACGUCGCCCGACUCGUCUGAGGAAGCGCCGCUCUCCAAAGCAACCCAUCUUAUCUUCACCCACCCGACCCGGGUCGCAGUGCCUAUGGACGUCCCGACGCGGUUUGUGUCCGCUGAAGGCAACGCGGUUGACCUGCGCAGCAUCUACUUUGCCUGGUUGCAUCACGAAUAUCCCGUCCCGGAGUACAAUACCAUUGCUACCAAGUUAAAUGAGGAGAUGGCAGGGAAAUACACCGUACACCAGUUUGCUUUCGUCGAGCGUCUAGAGCUUUUUACUUGGCUAGAGGGUGCCAGUGAAGAAAGCGACUUCAUCAAGCCUCUGGCCGGCGAUAAGGACGCGACGGCCGCCGGAAGCGCAGCGACGACAGGUGCCGCGCUUAAGGCGGCGCCGGCAUCUUCAGCCCGCACAGGGCGAGGCACGCUCGACCCGCGCCUGGCGCAGAUAUACAACGGAGAGCGCCGCAUGGGCGACCGAAAUACCGUUCUCAGGGGGAUAAAGCCAACGGAUUUCUCGCACGUCCGUAAGCUCGCUGCGCCCUUCAUGACACGCAAACCAGGCGGACCCCCGUUGGCUGGCAGCGUCGGCGUCGGCGCCAGCCCGGCCCUCGCACUUAACCAGAAACCGGCACGGCGGCCAGACCCCAUUAUCCUCCUCUCACCCUCAGCUUCAUCCCUGCUGCGCAUGUCCAACGCGAAGGCCUUUCUUGAAGGCGGCCGGUACACGCCGCCUGACCACAACACAGGAGCGUCGAUGCUGCACGUCUCGCGCACGCUCAAGGAGAUCGACCCGGCGCGUCCCGUGCGCUUCAUCCUGGUCGAGGGGCCAGAGCAGUUCAAGCCUGAGUACUGGAACCGCGUGGUUGCCGUGUUUACAACGGGCCAGGCGUGGCAGUUCAAAAACUACCGGUGGAGCAACCCGAACGAGCUCUUUAAGCACGUCUUGGGCGUCUACCUCGGCUGGCGCGGCGAGCAACCGCCUGACUCGGUCCGCUCCUUCGGCCACCGUAUCCUCACGUGCUCCGUCGAAAAGUGGCGCGACCCGGGUCAGCCCGGCGCCGAGACCAGCCGCUGGCGCGACCGCGAGGUCGUCGAGUCCAUCUGGAAGGCCAUCGAGGCCAAUAUGAGGGCAAAGGGGUGGCGUAAGGAUGCGGCGCCUGCUUCGAUUUGA
Canariomyces notabilis is the source of this 1242-nucleotide messenger RNA. RefSeq names its product CDC73-domain-containing protein. Gene Ontology annotation, cellular component: Cdc73/Paf1 complex. The record is from RefSeq and is a predicted model, not a curated record. Lineage: Eukaryota; Fungi; Ascomycota; Sordariomycetes; Sordariales; Chaetomiaceae. The coding region runs from base 1 to 1242 and encodes 413 amino acids. Gene Ontology annotation, molecular function: RNA polymerase II complex binding. The transcript is spliced from 2 exons. Gene Ontology annotation, biological process: transcription elongation by RNA polymerase II; positive regulation of transcription elongation by RNA polymerase II.